This is a messenger RNA of Dendronephthya gigantea, 4245 nucleotides long. Its product is annotated as serine/threonine-protein phosphatase 6 regulatory ankyrin repeat subunit B-like. The transcript has 3 exons. Bases 1 to 4227 code for a protein of 1408 amino acids. Gene Ontology annotation, biological process: positive regulation of transcription by RNA polymerase II; protein phosphorylation. NCBI's taxonomy places the organism in Eukaryota, Metazoa, Cnidaria, Anthozoa, Malacalcyonacea, Nephtheidae. Gene Ontology annotation, cellular component: nucleus. The record is from RefSeq and is a predicted model, not a curated record. Gene Ontology annotation, molecular function: transcription cis-regulatory region binding; ATP binding; protein kinase activity.
AUGACAGUUCAGAACACAGUUCCUUACAAUUGUAUUAUUGAAAACGGUGCUCAUGUAAACCACAAUGAUACAGACAGGUGGAUGGUUCUGCACUCUGCAGCUGUUUAUGGUGAACCUGAUUUAGUUGAACAAAGUACUGAAUUAAAGGAUAAUGACGGGAGGACAGCUCUACACUUCGCGGUGGAAAAUAGUGAAACUAACACCGUAAAAUGUUUAGUCGAACUUGGUGCAGAUGCAAAUAGCAAGGAUAACGUCGGGUGGCCAGUUCUUCACUCUGCAGUCGCUCAUCGUGAACCGGAGAUUGUUAAAUAUUUAAUCGAACAUGGUGCUGAUGUUAAUUGCAAGGAUAAUGACGGAUGGACAGUUCUGCACUAUGCUGUUAGAAAAGGUGUGCCUGGCAAUGUUAAACAUUUACUCGAACAUGGUGCUGAUGUAAGUGGAGAGGAUAAUAAAGAGUGCACAAUUUUGCACUAUGCUGUUGAAGGAGGUGAAAUUGAUAUUGUAAAAUCUUUAGUUGAACAUGGUACUGAUGUAAAUGCCAAAAAUGCUAGUGGGAAGACAAUUCUGUACAGCGCUGUUGAAAAAGGGGAACCUCAUAUUAUCGAUUAUUUAGUCAUGCAUGGAGCUGAUGUGAAUGGAAAGAAUAAUGAUGGGCGGACAGCUUUACACUAUGCUUUUGAAAAGAGUGAACUUAAUAUUGUUAAAUAUUUAGUUGAACAUGGUGCGGAUGUGAAUAGCAAGAAUAAAAGCGGGUGGACAGUUCUCCACUACUCCGUUGAAAGAAGUGAAUUUGACACUAUAAGAUAUUUAGUUGAACACGGCGCUGAUGUAAAUAGCAAAACUAUUCUGGGGUGGAAUGUUUUGCGCUUCGCUGUUAAAAAAGGAAAACCUGAUAUUAUAAACUAUUUAAUCGAACAUGGCGCGAAGGUAAAUGACAAGGCUGUUUGCGGAAUAACAGUGCUGCACUAUGCUGUUGAAAUAGGUGAACUAAACAUUGUAAAAUGUUUAGUUGAAAAUGGUGCAGAUGUUAAUGGCAAGGAUAGCGAUGGGUGGACCGCUUUGCGGUAUGCUAUUGAAGAACAUAAAUUCGACGCUGUAAAAUACUUAGUUGAACAUGGCGCUAAUGUGAAUAACAGGAAUACUCGCGGUCGGACAAUUUUGCACUUUGCAAUUGAAAGAGGUGAGCCUGGCAUUGUUAAUUAUUUAGUUCAACAUGGCGCUAAUCUAAAUAGAAAAACUGCUAGCGGGUGGACGGUUCUGCACACCGCUGUUGAGAAAGGUUCAGCUGGCAUUGUAAAGUGUUUAAUCGAACAUGGUGCUGAUGUGAAUGGUAAAGAUAAUGAAGGGCGAACGGUUCUGCGUUCUGCAAUUAUAAAAGGUGAAUCUGAAGCUGUGGAAUGUUUAGUUAAACAUGGUGCUGACGUAAACGAGAAGAAUGCUAACGGAAGGACGGUUCUGUGCUCUGCUGUUGAAAAAGGUAAACCUAAUAUAGUUAAAUAUUUAGUUGAGCAUGGUGCUAAUGUGAAUAGCAAGGAUAAUGAUGGGCGGACAGUUCUCCACUAUGCUGUUGAAAAAGGUGAAUUUGAUAUUGUGAAAUAUUUAGUCGAACAUGGUGCUAAUGUAAAUGGCAAGAACAAUAUUGGCUGGCUGGUUCUGCACUAUGCUGUUGAGAAAGAUGAGCCCGACAUUAUUAAAUAUUUAGUCCAACGUGGUGCUGAUGUAAAUAGCAAAACUAUUCUUGGGUGGACAGUUCUGCGUGUUGCCAUUAAAAGUGGCAAACCGGCUACUGUAAAAUUUUUGUGCGAACAUGGCGCUGGUGUAAAUGACAGAGACAAUGACGGGCGAACAGUUCUUCACGCUGCUGUCGAGAGAGGAAAACUUGAAAGUGUAAAAUGUUUAAUCGAACAUGGCGCUGAUGUAAAUGACAAAGAUAAUGACGGGCGAACAGUUCUUCACACUGCUGUCGAGAGAGGAAAACUCGAAAGUGUAAAAUGUUUAAUUGAGCAUGGCGCUGAUGUAAACAGCAAGGAUUAUGCCGGGUGCUCAGUUUUGCACUCUGCUGUUGAAAAAGGAAAACUCGACAGUGUAAGAUAUUUAGUUGAACAUGAUGCUGAUGUGAAUAGCAAGGAUAAUGACGGGUUUACAGUCCUGCAUUAUACCCUUGGAAACAGUGACAAUGAUAUUUCUGAAUAUUUACUCGAACAUGGUGCUAAUGUUAAUGCAGAAGAUUAUGACGGGUGGACACUUCUGCGCUUUGCCGUUGAAUAUAGAAAACCUGACGCAAUAAAAUAUUUAAUUAAACAUGAUGCUGAUUUAAAUACGAAGGAUAAUGUUGGGUUGUCAGUUCUGCACUCAGCAGUUGUUCAAGGUGAACUUGACAUUGUUAAAUAUUUAGUCGAACACGGUGCCGACGUGAAUAGCCAAGAUAAUGACGGUUGGCCAGUUUUGCACUCCGCGCUUAAGAAAGGUGAACCUGACAUUUUUAAGUAUUUAGUCAAACAUGGUGCUAAUGUGAAUAAAAAGGAUAAUGUCGGGUUAUCAGUUCUUCACUCUGCAAUCGCUCAUGGGGAACAUAACAUUGUUAAAUAUUUAGUCGAACAUGGUGCCGACGUGAAUAGCAAAGAUAAUGACGGGUGGACAGUUUUGCACUCUGCUGUUAAGAAAGGUGAUAUCGUAAAAUAUUUAGUCGAACACGGUGCUGACGUAAACGGCGUGACAUCUUACGGGAGAACAGUUCUGCAUACAGCUGUUAAAGAACGUAAACUUGAUGUUGUAAAAUAUUUAUCCGAACAUGGUGCUGAUGUGAAUGGCAGCGAUAAUGUUGGGUUCACAGUUCUGCACUCUGCUGUUGAAAAAGGUGAACCUGACAUUGUUAAGUAUUUAGUCGAACAUGGUGCUGAUGUAAAUGGAAACGACAAUGUCGGGCUGUCAGUUCUGCACUCUGCUGUUAUUCAUGGCGAACCUGGCAAUGUGAAAUACUUAGUCGAACAUGGUGCUGAUGUUAAUAGCAAGACCACCUACGGGCGAACAGUUCUGCACACAGCUGUUGGUGAACGUAAACUUGAUAUUGUAAAAAAUUUAGUCGAGCAUGGUGCUGAUGUUACAGUUGAAAGUAAAUUAUUUCUCGUUCGUAAUCUUGGUCUGAAGAUCCUGACUAUGGCCAUUUGUGAAAAUUCUGUUGACUUGGUCAAACUUUUAUUAGAAAGGGACAUCGAUGUUAGAAAUUUUGAUACAUUCUCCGUUGGAGCAACACCAUGGCCAAUGAGUCUUUUAGAAUGGAGUAUCCAUUUUUGUCAUGAUGAGAUCACGUCUAUGCUGAAUAUGUCAGUAAAACAUCGCCGAAAAAUACUGAAAUUAAAAGCAAUGGAUUGCUCCCAGUUAGAGAAGAAAGUACACAUGAAGGCUUUCGCCCCGAAGAAAGAAUUUAAAAUUGGCGAGGGUUGCCUUGGUUCAUGUGUUUAUGUCGGUCUUAUGGAUGAUGGAAGUGGAGUUGCUGUUAAGAGAAUGCCAGUACAGAAGUGUGAAAGAGCAGCGGAAAAUGAAAAGGAAAUAUUGAGUCUCAUAAAUACAGACAAAUCCCCAUUUGUAGUUGGAUAUCGAGAUUUUUACAACGAUGGUAACUUUUUGCAUCUUAUUAUUGAUCUAUGUGAGGGACAUUUAGAAGAGCUUGUUAAUUUUUACGGCAUUGAACAACUACAACAGGGAGGUCCACAAAUGAUCACAGAAAUUCUAUCCGGCCUUGAAUUUCUACAUGCUAGAGGAAUUUUGCAUAGGGACCUGAAACCAUCAAACAUUCUGUUUGAUAUUGAGGGACACAUGAAACUGGCAGACUUUGGAAUGAGCCGGGUUCUAAAGAAAGACGAAACAACUGUUGAAACAGGUGCUAAUGGUACCAUCGGCUGGGUGCCGCCGGAAGUAAUUGAAGCGAGAGAAAGAGAAGAAAAAGGUCGGUUCAAAAGGAAAUCGGAUGUCUAUGUGGCGGGUAUGAUUGCCUUUUUCAUUUUAACUAAAGGCGAACAUCCUUUUGGUCCUAUGUAUGAUAGAAUGAGGAAUAUUGCGAAAGGAAAAUCCGUAAACUUGAAGAAACUUGGUGACCGCAAGGCUCGGAAGUUUGUCUCUUGGCUGAUUGAACAAAAGAUUAAUCAUAGACCACAUGCUAGUGAAGCUUUAAAGGAUCCUUUCUUGCAUAACAAUGAUUUUAAAUUGAUGCCAGAUUUGAGGAAAUAACAAGACUAUUUACUUUUA